Messenger RNA from Nymphaea colorata (pocket water lily), 2535 nucleotides. Its product is annotated as LRR receptor-like serine/threonine-protein kinase IOS1. Gene Ontology annotation, molecular function: ATP binding; protein kinase activity. The transcript is spliced from 13 exons. The coding region runs from base 1 to 2535 and encodes 844 amino acids. Gene Ontology annotation, biological process: protein phosphorylation. NCBI's taxonomy places the organism in Eukaryota, Viridiplantae, Streptophyta, Magnoliopsida, Nymphaeales, Nymphaeaceae. The record is from RefSeq and is a predicted model, not a curated record.
AUGGGUACAUGGGACUGCUUCUUUCUGCUACUUUGUGCUGCCUUCUAUCUUCGAGUAGGAGCACAAGAAGGUUUCAUCAGUCUGGAUUGUGGCGCUCCAGAUAACGCAAGCUACAAGAGCAAUAUUGGCCUGUUUUAUACCUCCGACAGUUCGUACAUUUCCAGUGGAGUUGCCAAGCAAAUCUCUUCAGACUAUUUGACUAGCAGUAUUGCUCAGAUCUACCAAACAGUAAGAAGCUUCCCACAAUACACAAGGAACUGUUACAGUUUGGGGCCCUUGACUUCAGGCUUAAGAUACAUAGUUCGAGCUUCCUUCAUGUAUGGGAACUACGAUGGGUUGAGAUCGGUUCCGAAUUUCGACCUCUACAUGGGGCUGGACCUUUGGAACACGAUUCAGUUGGAUAAUGCAACACAUGCUUUAAGAACUGAGAUCAUCAAGAUUGCAACCUCAACUUCCCUAUCAGUAUGUUUGCUGAAGACAGGCAACAGCAUGCCGUUUAUAUCAGGUUUGGAACUUCGGCCAUACAAUGGCAUAUACUCACCUGAAAAUGGGUCAUCACUUGUGACCUUCAAGAGAAUCGACUUUGGGUCGACCAAAGAAUCAAGGUUUCCUGAUGAUCCGUAUGAUCGCAUAUGGACACCAGACAACAAUUCAUAUGGGACUCCGCUUAGCACUGAUCUGCCAGUGAAGGAAAUUUAUACGCCGGCAUUUGGAUUGCCAACUGCCAUUAUGCAGACCGCUGUGACCUCAUCUGCUCCCAUUACAAUCAGCUGGAGCACGAAGGCUAGCAUUUAUGUAUUUAUGCAUUUUGCCGAACUGAUUGAGUACAAAGAAAACCAAACAAGAAAUCUCACAAUUGCCAAUAAUGGACAAACUUGGGCUGAUCCUUUCGUUCCUAGGUAUCUCGUUACGAACACCAUAUUCAGCACUUCACCUGAUACACUGGGAGAAUAUUCAUUCUCAAUAGGCGUUACACAGACUUCUACUCUUGGUCCAAUCAUAAACGCAAUUGAGAUUUACGAAGCCCGUGAUGUCACUGGCUCUUCGACCUAUCAACAGGAUGUUGACGCGAUCACAAGAGUUAGAGACAACUACGGUCUGAAGAAAAACUGGAUCUCCGAUCCAUGCCUCCCCCAGGGGUACCCUUGGGAUGGAUUGGACUGCAGCUAUGGAAAUCCCUCAUCACCAAGAAUCAUUUCCUUGGAUCUCUCGUAUAGUGGCUUGAAUGGCUCCAUAACGAAUUACUUUUAUCAAAUGGCAUCAAUUGACUCAUUGGAUUUAUCGGGUAAUCACUUUUCUUGCCCAAUUCCAAAUACCCUCAAACAGAGGAUGGAUGAUGGAUCACUUUCAGUAAGGCUUGACAAUAACACCCAACUUUCUUUGGAUGGAACCUGCAAGAAGAAACACAAUGUUGUUUUGCUCGUGCUCUCCGUCUGUGCUCCUACGAUAUUCAUAUUCGUUCUUGGAAUCGUUCUAGUUAUGAUUCUAAGGAGAAAGAAGAAUAUGAGCCAGAACCAAGGUUCAACCUUGACAUAUAACGCAAACACGCACACACUAUUGGCAUUAGAAAGUAGCUGUUUAUUCAGCUACAAGGACAUAGUGAGGAUUACCAAUAACUUCGAAAGGAGGAUCGGUAGAGGAGGAUCUGCGGAUGUGUUUUAUGGAAAACUAAUUGAUGGCAGUGAAGUGGCAGUCAAGACAUUGACCAGAACAACUGUGCAAAGGAACAAAGAAUUUGCAGCAGAGAUUAAGUUAUUAACAAAAGUUCACCACAAGUACUUGGUCUCUUUCUACGGAUUCUGUGAGGAAGGAGAGAAUAUGGUACCAUCGUUGGAUGAUUAUCAUUUACUCUGUUCAGCAGAGGAUUCCAGGAGCUCAGUGGUGGUUAGCUGGAAACAAAGAUUGGAAAUUGCUCUAAGCUCUGCCACAGGGCUGGAAUACCUGCAUUCAGGAUGCCGGCCACCAAUCAUACACAGGGAUGUGAAGACGAGCAACAUACUUCUCAAUAAAAAUUUAGAAGCCAAAAUUGCAGACUUUGGACUGUCGAAGAUCUGUGCAACAGACGACAUUACCCAUAUGACAACUACAGUCGCUGGAACCGCUGGAUAUAUGGACCCCGAGUAUUACAACACCAACAAACUGACCGAGAAAAGUGAUGUAUAUAGCUUUGGGGUGGUCCUUCUCGAGCUCAUCACAGGCCACCGUGCCAUAUUAACGCUAGAAUCAGAGCGAGUCCACAUCCUACAAUGGGUUACCCCCAAAAUUAUGAGGGGGGAUGUUGCGAGCAUUGUUGACCCUAGGCUCCAAGGCAGAUACAAUGUUAACUCUAUGUGGAAAGUUGUAGAGAUAGCUCUGUCAUGCGACGAAGAGAAAGCAAUUAGAAGGCCUACCAUGUCUGAAGUUGUGAAUGGAUUGAAGGCGGCCAUCGAGAUUGAAGAUCAAGGUUCAGUAAGAGAAGGAGUUCCUGGCUCCCUGUCUUUUGAAGGCCAUUCUCACUCGGACAAUGGUUCAUCUAUAUACCCAUCAGCAAGGUAA